UAUUCUGUUUCUUCUCUUACUUCCGGUCGCGAUCAGAUCGCAGAAAUGGCUCAAGGUAAACAGAAAUUUAAAGCGCAGCGUCCCGGAGGAGCAAAAAAGCAACAAAACAAACCGAAAGGACCCAAGAAAGGAGGGAGGAUAAUCGCUCCCAAAAAAGCUCAGGUGGUCCAACAACAGAAGCUCAAGAAGGGUUUGGAGGUGGCCAUUAGAAAUAAGAUUGAACAUGAAGUCACACAGAGGGCCAGCACAUCUCUACAUAAGAAACUGAGUGUUCUGAAAACUCCAGGAGGAAAGGGUGGACCAGGCGGACCUUCAAAAUCUGCUUCGGGAUCCUCCAAAACCUGAUCAUAUACAAGACUGACCAUCUUAAACGCAGUGUGUAAUGUACUGUAUGGCCACCAGGGGGCCGCAUCACAUAAAGACUGAUGGGUUCAACUUUGUUGAUUCAACAGAAAUAUUGUAUGGAUUUAUUCCUUAUAGCUUAGUCUGUCAUAGCAGACUCACACAUUCAUCAUGAUCUCAUAAACUCUAUAUCUUAUAUUUAUAGAAUAAAACCACAACUGAUGAUCUUUUAUCAUAUAA
Molecule: messenger RNA, 582 nt
Organism: Paramisgurnus dabryanus
Lineage: Eukaryota; Metazoa; Chordata; Actinopteri; Cypriniformes; Cobitidae
Gene: c4h19orf53
Product: chromosome 4 C19orf53 homolog
Source: RefSeq, a predicted model, not a curated record